Messenger RNA from Peromyscus eremicus (cactus mouse), 1083 nucleotides. RefSeq names its product schlafen family member 1-like. The record is from RefSeq and is a predicted model, not a curated record. The transcript has a single exon. Lineage: Eukaryota; Metazoa; Chordata; Mammalia; Rodentia; Cricetidae. Bases 1 to 1083 code for a protein of 360 amino acids.
AUGAACAUCACUGUUGAUCCAGAAAGUACCUCUGCUAAACUGGUUCUAAAUGUAGGAGAAGUCACUCUUGGGAUAGAAAGUAGGAAGAAAAUGGAGAAAAGGCAUAGGAUACAACAGAAUACAAACAUUUUAAGGGCUGUGUGUGCUCUGCUGAAUUCUAGAGGGGGCGUGGUCAAGGCUCAUAUUGAAAAUGAAGGCUAUAACAUCACCCAACAUGGAAUAGGAGAAGAUUUAGAUACUUCUUUUAUGACUAUUCUGCCACUUGUUCAGAACUGCUUAGAAUUCAAGCAGGAAGGAUGCUCUCUUAUCAUCUCUGUGGAAUCAAGGAGUCUGGAUAUCUCUGAUUUGCACCCUAUCACCAUUGCCACCAAUUUGUACAUGAGAAAUGGGGCCUCCUGUAUUAAAAUGGACUUGCGUACUGCUCUGCAAUUCUUCAAAGACAUAGACAACCCUAGAGUAAGAUCUCCAAAAAAACCAAGGUUGCUGGAUGAAAGGCCUGGUGAGAACAUGCAAGAAGAACUCCGUGUGCAAGAAGAUCUCCACUUGCAAGAGCAGGCUGCUGCUUUUUUUGACCAGACAGAACUCACAAAAAUGACAGAAUUCUCCUUUAGUGAAUCAAAAAAUGUUGAAUAUAAAUCAUUUGAAACAAAUAAGUUGGUACAACGAGUUAAAGAGGUUCUCCCUCGAACUGUUUCUGCAUUUGCCAACACUGACGGAGGAUAUUUGUUCAUUGGUUUGGAUGAAAAAAAAAAGCAAAUUACUGGUUUUAAAGCAGAUGAGAACAAACUUAGUGGGCUAAAGUGUGAAAUAGAAGAGUGCAUCCAACAGCUGCCUGUCACUCACUUCUGUGAGGAGAAGCAGGAGAUAAAGUACACAUGCAAAUUUAUCCCAGUCAGCAAAUCAGAAGAUGAGUGUUUCUAUGUCUGUGCACUCAGAGUGGAGAGAUUCUGCUGUGCUGUGUUUGCUGCAGAGCCUGAUUCCUGGCACGUGGAAGACAGCUGUGUGAAGAGGUUUACCUUAAAGAAAUGGGUCAAGGUCCUGAUGGAUAGCAUGCCAGGGUCAGGAAGGGAAAUUAGCAAUUAG